Molecule: messenger RNA, 974 nt
Organism: Phalaenopsis equestris
Lineage: Eukaryota; Viridiplantae; Streptophyta; Magnoliopsida; Asparagales; Orchidaceae
Product: primary amine oxidase 1-like
Exons: 3
Biological process (GO): amine metabolic process
Molecular function (GO): copper ion binding; quinone binding; primary methylamine oxidase activity
Source: RefSeq, a predicted model, not a curated record
AUGUCGAGGAAUUAUGACUAUGUCUUCGACUGGGAAUUCAAGACAUGCGGCGCCAUCAAAGUUUGGGUAGGGUUCACCGGAAUGAUGGAAGUCCGAGCCACAAGUUACACUCAUGUGAAUCAGAUAAGAGGUAAGCAGCACGGAGAGUUGGUGGCACCCAAUACUAUCAGUGUCUCCCCUGACCACUACAUUAGCUAUCAUCUUGACCUCGACGUCGCCGGCACGGCUAACUCCUUUGUGAAGGCCAACCUCAAGAUAGUGACGGUGAAUGGUGGAAGUACGCCGAGGAAGAUCUACUGGACUGUCGUCAAAGAGACGGUGACCACUUAGGCCGAUGGUCGCAUGAACUUCAACACAGCGCCGCCAGUAGAAUUGUUUGUUGUGAACCAAGAUGUGAAGACUAAGCUCGGCAACAUGGUUGGCUAUCGCCUCAUCAGCAGUAGUGCGGCAGCUACCUCUCUUUUGAUUGAUGAUGACUACCCGCAAAUUAGAGCAGGUUACACCAAGAAGCAAUUGUGGGUGACGCCAUACAACAAGAAAGAUAAGUGGGUUUCCGGGCUCUAUGCAGAUCAGAGUAGCGGGGAUGAUAACUUGGCAGCUUGGAGCAUGAGGAAUCGAUCCAUCAACAACACAGAUAUUGUAUUAUGAUAAACUGUAGGCAUACAUCACUUUCCAAGCCAAGAGGAUUUUCCAUUGUCGCCGAUGUAAACCUGUGAGUUUGAGCUUCGUCCAUUUAACUUCUUCGAGAGAAAUCCGUUGAUCAAGACGCAGCCUUUCAAUAAGGAAUAUCGGGUGAACUAGGUAAAUGCAAGACGAUAUCAGGAUUACCGUUUGAUUGUCGUCGAGUACUUUGAUUAUGUUUGCCGUAGUUUCCACUUCCCAUGUAUGCCAGAGGCUAGAAAUAGUACUUAUGCACUCUCUAGGCAGCUAUUAUAUUUUCAUUUAGUGAAUCUAGUUUCUGUUGGUUGCAAUUA